AUGGGUAUGUGCAGAGAAUUUUGGGUGGCUCCUCCGUGUAACUGUGUGGAAAGGCUGUGUGGAAAGGGAGAAGCCUACACCACCACCCCACUCCCGCUGUCCUCUACACGGAGCCCGGGCCUCGCCUGGCGCGCCCCCGUGGCCUUUCUGAGCCGCGCCCCGCCCCGUCCUCCCCCAGCAGAGGUCCUGGUCCUGGCCGGAUACCGCGCGCAGAAGGACGACGAGCUGAGUCUGGCACCCGGGGACGUGGUCCGGCAGGUGCGCGAGGGGUCCGCCCGGGGCUGGCUGCACGGAGAGCUGGCGGGCCAUUACGGCCUCUUCCCCGAGCGGCUGGUGCAGGAGAUCCCAGAGUCCCUACGGGGCGCCGGGGAGGCGCGGAGACCGCGCUGUGCGCGUCGCCAUCCCGCCAAAUCUCGGGGCCCCCAAAGAUGGUGCAAAGUGAACUUCAGUUACAACCCGGAGCAGGCGGACGAGCUGAAGCUGCAAGCUGGGGAGAUUGUGGAAGUGAUAAAGGAGAUUGAGGACGGCUGGUGGCUGGGGAAGAAGAACGGGCAGCUGGGAGCCUUCCCAUCCAACUUUGUGGAGUUGCUGGACAGUGGGCCCCCAAGCCUUGGUAACCAAGACAUGCCUUCAGUCAGUCCUGAUCCCCAGCGGCCUCCCAAGCUGAGCAGCUUGUCCUAUGACAGCCCUCCAAACUACCUGCGGACAGUCUCCCACCCUGAGACCUACAGGGUCCUGUUUGACUACCAGCCCGAGGCCCCAGAUGAGUUGGCGCUGCGGAAGGGGGAUGUGGUGAAAGUACUGAGGAAGACCACAGAGGAUAAGGGUUGGUGGGAAGGAGAGUGUCAAGGCAGAAGAGGAGUUUUUCCAGACAACUUUGUUCUUCCACCACCCCCAGUCAAGAAGCUGGUCCCACGGAAAGGGGUAUCUCAGGAAUCAGCUCCUAUUAAGGAAUCAAAAAAGUUGAUGCCCAAAACAUCCCUCUCUACAGUCAAGAAGCCAGUGACAACCCCCACUGGGCCCGGCAAAGCCAAGACAUCUUGGACACCCAGCAGGGAUGGUCAGAAGCGCCUGUCCCGAGACUCAGGCACCAAUGGCAGCUUCCCCAGUGGGGUUCCGGGCCACGCUGGCAGAAAGCGAUCCAAAACCCAGGCUCCCCGGCAACUACGCUCUGCACCCAGUCAGGAGGAAGAGCACAGUAGCCCGGCAAAGACCCCUUCUGUGAAUAGAACCCCCACUCUGGACAAGAACACCACCUCAGAGAAGACCCUGUCUCCAGACAAGGCCUCCAGCCCAGAGAAGAUCCUGGCUCCUGACAAAGCACCCACCCCAGAGAAAAUCCCAGCUGUGGAGGACAAGGCCCCCACCCCAGAGAACCCCACCCCAGAGAAGAUCCUGACUCCUGACAAAGUGCUCACUCUAGAGAAGACCCUGACUCUGGACAAGGCCUCCACUCCAGAGAGGGUCUUUUCUGUGGAUGAGGCCCCUGCCCCAGAAGUACCACCUAAGGAUGAGGCCCCUGAAUCAAAGGUGCCCCCCCCAGAGGAUGAGGCCCCCACCCUAGAACAGGUCUUGUUCCUGUACCAGGUGCUUUCUGAAGAGGUCUGCACCGGAGACAACAUUCAAUUCUAUCACUUUUCUCUGGAGGAAGCCCUGCAGGAGGCCAAGUCCCUUGUGGCCAAUGAGGCCCAGUCCCAAGAGGAGGCCCACAUGCCAGAGGAACCCCCACUCCAGCCUGAUUCCUCAGAGAUAUGCCUCUGUAUGAUGAAACACCCCCUAGUUAAGAGAGACAGCUCCCCGUUCCAGUGUGGGUCCGCGUCAGGAUCCAUGCCUAUCCUUGAGAAGGCUUACCCUCAGGAAGAGGAGGCAACUGCGGAAGAUGAGACUACCCCCAAAGCAGAGGUGCCCCCCAAGGAGGAGGUGGCUCCCAAAGCAGAGGUGCCCCCCAAAGAGGAGGUGGCUCCCAAAGCAGAGGUGCCCCCCAAAGAGGAGGUGGCUCCCAAAGCAGAGGUGCCCCCCAAAGAGGAGGCACCCCCUGAAGAGGAGGUGGCUCCCAAAGCAGAGGUGCCCCCCAAAGAGGAGGUGGCUCCCAAAGCAGAGGUGCCCCCCAAAGAAGAGUUGGCUCCCAAAGCAGAGGUGCCCCCCAAAGAGGAGGCGCCCUCCAAAGAGGAGGUGGCUUCCAAAGCAGAGGCGCUCCCCAAAGAAGUAGCUCCUGCCCCCCAAAUCUCAGAUCUUAUCAAGCAGAUUCCAGAUCCCCAAGAGACUCCCAGCCUCCAUUCUCUGGUCCUGCAAAAUUCCAUGGAAAGUAGGGACAGCAGAGUGGACAUAAUGACGCUGAAGGACGAGGUGGAGUCUCUUAGGAGGGCGCUGGAGCUGAUAGGGGAACAGCUGGAGAGGAAGCUGACCGACAUCUGGGAGGAGCUGAAGAGGGAGAGGGAGAAGCGUCGCUUGCUGGAGGUGCAGAUGAUGCAAAGGACCCCGAAGUCCCCGACCCGGGGCUCCAUCCACGCGCAGACGCAGACGAACUGAAGGCCGGCCUGAGAGGGACCGCGGCCCGACCCCGGGGGGACGUCUGGUUCGGGCCACCCACGUCCUUGCACACGACUUUGGGAAACGCAAGAAAGUAAACUCUUGCCUCGUCAUCGCCAGCCGUGU
Molecule: messenger RNA, 2655 nt
Organism: Cynocephalus volans (Philippine flying lemur)
Lineage: Eukaryota; Metazoa; Chordata; Mammalia; Dermoptera; Cynocephalidae
Gene: MNMIP1
Product: SH3 domain containing 21
Exons: 15
Coding region: 1-2529 (842 amino acids)
Biological process (GO): actin filament organization; cell migration
Molecular function (GO): protein binding
Source: RefSeq, a predicted model, not a curated record